Messenger RNA from Sphaeroforma arctica JP610, 315 nucleotides. RefSeq lists its product as hypothetical. The transcript has a single exon. NCBI's taxonomy places the organism in Eukaryota, Ichthyosporea, Ichthyophonida. The record is from RefSeq and is a predicted model, not a curated record. Bases 1 to 315 code for a protein of 104 amino acids.
AUGGACACAACAAACAUACCAGUGCCAACGCCAGUAACAGCGGACUCUGAAGAUGAUUCUGCUGAGGACGAUGAGGAUAUUUUGGACGAUGUACAACCUGGCACCACCAAAGUACCAGCCAAGAAGUCUGUUGGAAAGAAGGUCACUGCUAAGAAGAUGCCUGGGACAAAACUACCAGCCAAGAAAACACCCGUUACCAAGACAACGAUGAAGAUAGCUAGCAAAAAGGCGCCUACCAAGACUUCAACCGGUACAUGUAAUAGCCGGGCCUCCACAUUAGACUAUGUUAUAAAUGUACUCUUAAGCAGUACGUAA